AUAAUCUCAUGCUCGUUGAUAAGCGGCCAAGCACAUCAAAAGAUUUCAGCACAGAAAGCACCUUCCUCGAACGUACUAUUAGUGUGGACAUCCAUGUCUACUGAAAACUACAGUUGCACAACACAACACACGUUAUGUUGUGUAGGUACCAGGAAAUAUAUCAUGUGGAUGGUAAGAAUCGUGGAGCAUCUGAGGAUAUUGGAUCCGGUCGAGAUAAUGGUAAUAAUAGCAAUGGUGGGGAUGAUGCCCAUGUGGAUGUUGAUGAGGAGGAGAAGGAUGAUGAUAUUGAGAUGGUGGAUAGAUGUACAAGGGGAAACCAUCCUGAAGGCUGUAUUGCCGUUGAUUGGUUAAAAGGGGAGUAUUGUAUUGAAUGCAAAAGCAGAAGUGGCCAGGUUUUGUUCUGCAGGGAAAAUGACUGCCCACUUACUUUUCAUGAGGUGUGCAUGACUUGGAAACCCGAACUUGAUGAUAUGGGUACAUUCUACUGCCCUUAUUGUUUGUACAAGCAAGAAAUGACCAGGUUCAAAGAGUUGAGAAUGAAAUUUAUGUUGGCUGCGGAGGGGUUGUUCAACUUUAUAUGUUUGAUAAGGGAUGGUGGAAGUAAAGAAAAUAAAAUGAAAGGAGCUCCUGUAUCAGCAAUGGAAGGGGAAGUGAGUGCUGGAGAUCAUGGAAACGAGCAAAAUGAUGGUGAAGAAAAAUGUGAUGAGGGAAGCAUCUCCAGAGCUGAUGGGUUUGACAAUGCUGGGAAAGGAGAAAAGGUGGUAGAGGAUAUCCAAAAAUCUUCUGGUAGCAAAGAUGAUGCAAUUGAUGAGGACCAGCAGCAAAUACGACCAUCCAGUUCAAGCCAUGUAGGAAUCAUGGAAGACACGUUUCAUGUAUUGAGGAAAGAAACUUUUGACAUUGUAGGAUCGUUGGAAGAGAAACAAGGGGCGAGGGACAAGGAAGAGCCAGAGCUCCAAAAUCCAGUUGGAACUAGCAUGGCAUCCGAGGUGCCUGCAGUCUAAAGUUUUGAGUUUUUCUCACCUGAUUUAGUUACUGAGAAUCUUGGAGCGGGUGAAAAGCUUGAGAAACAAACAGAUAAAAGAUCCAGUGUAGAGAAUAUGAAUAUGAAUAUGAACCAAGAGGGAAACAGUGCAACAACAAAAACUUCUGUGGAAUGCCAAAAAUCAGCCAACCCACCCAUGAUCCCAAUUUUGAUGGAUGCUGGAAAGCGUAAGAGACCAAACUGGACAGCGGAAGAUGAAGAGAUGCUAAAGGAGUUAGUGCCUACGUUUGCAAGUAAAGUACACAAGAACAUCCCUUGGAGGAAAAUUUUGGAGCAGGGUCAUUCCGUUUUCCACUCAACUCGUAUGCCAGCAGACCUUAAAGAUAAAUGGAAGAAUAUGACGGGCAAAGAAUCUCCAAAGGGUAAUAGAGGGAACUGAUUACAACCGGAAAAGUAAGGUAAUCUUUUUGCUGUUGUUAAUAUGCCUGUCUUGCUGUAACUAUCUCGAACAGACCAGGUUGUUGACUCGAUGUAGAACAGGUAGGUGGGUCAAUACCUUUUGCUGUUGAUAUGUUGUACAGAGUAGCUAGGUGGCUCGACGGCUGAUAUUUUUGCUCCAUUUUUUGUUGGAUGUGUUCAAAAGUAU
Hibiscus syriacus is the source of this 1631-nucleotide messenger RNA. RefSeq lists its product as uncharacterized. The transcript has 5 exons. NCBI's taxonomy places the organism in Eukaryota, Viridiplantae, Streptophyta, Magnoliopsida, Malvales, Malvaceae. The record is from RefSeq and is a predicted model, not a curated record. The coding region runs from base 135 to 1004 and encodes 289 amino acids.